Molecule: messenger RNA, 2667 nt
Organism: Drosophila persimilis
Lineage: Eukaryota; Metazoa; Arthropoda; Insecta; Diptera; Drosophilidae
Gene: Cul1
Product: cullin homolog 1
Exons: 3
Coding region: 207-2531 (774 amino acids)
Biological process (GO): protein ubiquitination; SCF-dependent proteasomal ubiquitin-dependent protein catabolic process
Cellular component (GO): SCF ubiquitin ligase complex
Molecular function (GO): ubiquitin protein ligase binding
Source: RefSeq, a predicted model, not a curated record
UUCCGACCAAAGCACCUAGGACGAGAGCCGCCAAACGACGCCAUCAGGAUAACAAUCCCUCGCCCCCGCUGUUGUCGUUGUCGUCGUCCGCGUCCUCUACAACAACAGCUGCCAGAAAAAAUCCGCCACAACCGCAAGAGCAACAGGCCCAGCGGCAGUCUCCACAGAAAGAGGGUAAAGCGCACUUGCCACCCGCCACCACAGCAAUGAGUCGUUCAGGCGCACAGACCACACAAAAGCCAGUCAAUCUGGACGACAUCUGGAGUGAGUUGGAUGAAGGCAUACGCCAGGUCUACGAACAAGAGAAGUCCCUGACCCGCACCCAGUACAUGCGCUUCUACACACACGUCUAUGACUACUGCACCAGUGUGAACGCAGCUCCAAGCGGCCGCAGCAAUGGAAAGACUGGCGGAGCCCAACUGGUGGGCAAAAAGCUAUACGAUCGCCUGGAGCAGUUCCUCAAGACCUAUCUUACCGAGCUGCUGGCCAAGUUCAGGGCAAUUAGCGGCGAAGAGGUGCUCCUGUCGCGGUAUACCAAGCAGUGGAACGCGUAUCAGUUCUCCAGUAUUGUAUUGGAUGGCAUCUGCAACUACUUGAACCGCAACUGGGUGAAGCGCGAGUGCGAGGAGGGACAGAAGGGUAUCUACAAAAUCUACCGCCUGGCUCUGGUCGCCUGGAAGGGGCACCUGUUCCAGGUACUGAACGAGCCCGUCACCAAGGCCGUCCUCAAGUCCAUUGAAGAGGAGCGCCAGGGCAAGCUGAUCAACCGAUCACUGGUGCGCGAUGUGAUCGAGUCCUAUGUGGAAUUAAGCUUUAAUGAAGAUGACUCCGACACGAACCAACAGAAGCUCUCCGUCUACAAGGACAACUUUGAGAGCAAAUUCAUAGCCGACACAGCCGCUUUCUACGAGAAAGAGUCCGAUGCGUUCCUAUCAAACAACACGGUGACUGAAUAUCUCAAGCACGUUGAGAAUCGCCUGGAGGAGGAGAAACAACGCGUCCGUGGCCUGAACUCAAAGAACGGCCUUUCGUACCUGCACGAUACCACAGCAGAGACUCUUAAGUCAACAUGCGAGCAGGUUCUCAUCGAGAAGCAUCUCAAAAUAUUCCACACCGAGUUCCAGAAUCUGUUGAACGCAGAUCGAAAUGAUGACCUUAAGCGCAUGUACUCUUUGGUUGCACUUUCACCGAAAAACCUGGCAGAUCUGAAGACCAUCCUCGAGCAGCACAUACUGCAUCAGGGCACCGAAGCCAUUGUCAAGUGCUGCACCACCGAUGCGUUAAACGAUCCCAAGACAUAUGUCCAAACCAUACUCGAUGUACAUAAAAAAUAUAAUGCCCUCGUGCUGACGGCAUUCAACAAUGACAACGGAUUUGUGGCCGCAUUGGACAAGGCAUGCGGAAAGUUCAUCAAUUCGAACGUGGUUACGGCUGCGAACACGGCCAGCAAAUCGCCGGAACUGCUUGCCAAGUACUGCGAUAUUUUGCUAAAGAAAUCAUCCAAGAAUCCCGAGGACAAGGAGCUCGAAGACAACCUGAACCAGGUGAUGGUCGUAUUUAAGUACAUAGAGGAUAAGGACGUCUUCCAGAAAUACUACUCUAAGAUGCUCGCAAAGCGUUUGGUGAACCACACAUCAGCAUCCGACGAUGCCGAGGCCAUGAUGAUCUCUAAGCUGAAGCAGACCUGUGGCUAUGAGUACACGGUCAAGCUUCAGCGCAUGUUCCAGGACAUUGGCGUCUCCAAGGACCUCAACUCCAACUUUAAGGAGCACCUGCUGACGAACAAUGUCGUAUCCGAAAUUGAUUUCGGCAUCGAGGUCCUCUCCUCCGGCUCGUGGCCCUUCCAGCUGAGCAACAACUUCCUGUUGCCGUCAGAGCUUGAGCGAUCCGUACGUCAAUUCAACGAAUUCUAUGCCGCCCGUCACUCCGGCCGCAAGCUGAACUGGCUGUAUCAAAUGUGCAAGGGAGAGCUGAUCAUGAACGUGAAUCGCAACAACACGUCGACAGUGUACACCCUGCAAGCUAGUACCUUCCAGAUGUCGGUGCUCUUACAGUUCAACGACCAGCUCAGCUUCACAGUCCAACAGCUGCUGGAAAACACCCAGACCCAGUUGGAAAGCUUGAUUCAGGUUUUGCAAAUAUUGCUCAAGGCAAAGGUUUUGACGUCCACCGAUAAUGAGAACUCAUUGACGCCCGAGUCAACUGUGGAGCUGUUCCUGGACUACAAGAAUAAGAAGCGCCGCAUUAACAUAAACCAGCCUCUGAAGACUGAGCUUAAAGUGGAGCAGGAGACUGUACAUAAACACAUUGAGGAGGACCGUAAGCUGUUGAUACAGGCCGCCAUUGUGCGCAUUAUGAAGAUGCGCAAGCGCCUCAACCACACCAAUCUAAUCUCCGAGGUGCUCAAUCAGCUGUCGACGCGCUUUAAGCCCAAGGUGCCCGUCAUUAAAAAGUGCAUCGACAUUCUGAUUGAGAAGGAGUAUUUGGAGCGCAUGGAGGGACACAAAGACACAUAUAGUUAUCUUGCCUAAGGUUAUUUUAAAUUUAAAACUGUACGCUGAUUCAUCAACGUCAACCAUACAAAAAAUAUCAUUAUUGCUGUAGUACCCGCUCCGAUCCCUCCCACCCUUCUGAACACCCAAAUAAACUGCCGCCUCAAUAAUCAAA